ACUCUGAUAUUUCUUUCCGUCGUGAUGGAGGAGGAGGACAUCUUUGAUUCCUCUCUGAAUCUGGAAGAAGCUCACUUCAAGGAAGGCUAUUCCGAGGGCUACGAGCACGGUCUAGUUGGUGGCAGAGAGGAUGGGCAACAGGUGGGCUUGAAAGUGGGUUUCGAGACCGGGGAGGAGCUCGGCUUUUACGAUGGUUGCAUCCACGUCUGGAACUCCGCUAUUCAAGUCGAUCCGACUCGGUUCUCGGAUCGAGUACAGAAGACGAUCAAGCAGAUGGAGGAGUUGGUGAAGAAAUACCCGGUUAUGGAUCCGGAGAACGAGAGCGUUCAACAACUGAUGGAGGGCUUGAGGCUCAAGUUUAGGGCGGUUUCUGCGACUCUGGGUGUGAAAUUGGAGUAUGUUGGAUACCCAAAAACAGCACCGGAUUCUGGAUUCUAAGGAGAUUGAGUUUUGAGGGUUUUUUUUCCUCUAUAUCUCUGAAGUCGUAGCAUAAUGUGUAGUUUGAAAUUUUUGGUUGUUAUUUCUUUGUUUACAAAUAGUAGUUGAAUAGUAUUUGCUCUCUUUCUUUUUUGUUAAUUUGUUUUCGCCAGUUUGAGGGUCGAGGGUUUGUCUGAGUUCUUGAAUGUGGGAAUUGAGGACUUGUGUUUGAAAGAUGUGGGUGUGUUUUGUGAGAAUUUGAACGGUGCGUUUGUUAGCAGGGAUAUUGGGGUUAGCUGGGUUGAUGUUAGGUAUGAAUUGGAAGGCGAUGGUUGUGAGGGUGAGGUUGAUGGUUCUGAAAUGAAAUCUGGGUUUUUGUUUU
Messenger RNA from Corylus avellana, 799 nucleotides. RefSeq lists its product as uncharacterized. NCBI's taxonomy places the organism in Eukaryota, Viridiplantae, Streptophyta, Magnoliopsida, Fagales, Betulaceae. The record is from RefSeq and is a predicted model, not a curated record.